AUGAGAUGAAGAUAUGAUGUUGACAAUAAUGGAUUUAUCUAUAAGUGUGAUUCUAUAAAUCCAUAUCAUAAUCACAAAAGAAUAUCAGAAGAUGACAAACGAUAUAUUUCUGAAUGUCAGGCAAUUCCAUAUCAGUGCAAGGUUGAUGCUGAGGAGUUAUUUAAAAAAAUGUAUCCAACGAAAGUAAUAUAUGAAAUUCUAGAAAGCAAACACGGAAAGUUAUUUUUUUUUCAAUAG
This is a messenger RNA of Blepharisma stoltei, 237 nucleotides long. The record is from the annotation of a GenBank genome assembly. NCBI's taxonomy places the organism in Eukaryota, Ciliophora, Heterotrichea, Heterotrichida, Blepharismidae.